GUCAGUUUAGUUUUUUCUCUGAUGUAUAUGAGUGCUUUUUGCGGCUGAUUAGAAAAUUAAUUCUUAAAUUUGUGAAUUUUAUGUUACAAUAACCAAGGAGUGCAAUAAAUCAUUGUGCGGUGUCUUCUGGUUGUUGACUAAAAUUUAGAAAAAAAUCAGCGUAAAUAUACCAACUUUAUACAGUGGGUUUAUCAAUAGCUGAUUUCAAGUGUGGAAAUGUAAAGAUACAUCGAUAUCCUUAUUGGCCUAUAAAAAAAACAAAAAAAAAAAAUAAUAAAUUCAACGGAAAAAAAUUGUUGCUCUUUUGUUUAGCUGAGCAUAGAAAACUAUUUUUAUUAACAUUCGUUGAAUUGGCGAUAAAAUAGAAAAAAUAUAAAAACAACGGGUUAGCAACGACAGCAAAAACAACGACAACGGCGACAACUACCAUCUUUCUGCUUCCGAACGAUAUCAAUUUCCGCUGACGUCGGUGAAAACAAUAAUCAAUGAGCGCCAGUCCCACAACCAUUUUUACUUCACUUUCAAUCACGAAUCAUGAAUAUAUAACUUGAUGAAGAAAUCAAUAUUGAAAUUCACAUGUGCACGCAUAUAAAUAAAAGUCAAACUGACACUGAAAUGUCACAAGUUCAAGUCGCUUCCAACAAUACGCGUAUAUGUGUGUGUACCCUGUCUUGAGUGAAGAUGGUCAAUUGAGUAGAGAAAUAAGGGCACGCAAGCGAAAGGAAUCCAAAGAAGUAACAGAGUAUAAAAGAACAAUACAAAAAUCAAAGUAUACCAUAUUUUUACCGCGUACGUAAAGUGGCCAGCUGUGUUGCAACGGAUAUACAAAUGUGCAUAUGUAUGUAUUUACAUACCUUCAGACAGUCUAAAACAAAAGGAAAUACGCAAACCCUUUGCGAUUAUCUCUGUUAAAUAAAUAGUUUACCAAGUGGCCAUACAACUUGACUUGGUUGGUAAUCAGUGUAAUAGACUUGUACAGGCCGACAAGUACCACUGCCCUUGAAAUAUAUAAAUAAUACAUGCAAACUAGUGGCGAAUUUGUCUUGAGGCCAUCAAUCAAUUUUCGCUUCAAGUAACUUUUCAGUUAACGAGGACAAGAAAAUGCGAUAUCGCAAAUACAGAAAAUGUAGUUGGAGCGCUGAUGAUCAAAUCGUACGGUUGACAAGAAUGGAAGUUCAAACGGUGAACAAUCACCUAAAUAACUCCCUCAUAUCACCGCCAGCCUUGUCACAGUCACAACAAGCUCAAUUAAAUAACAGUAUCAUUGCUCUGAGCCGCAGCAACAGUCCGGCCAGCUCGAAUUCGGAAAUCGAAAAAGAGCUGCAAGAUUUGGAUUUGAAUAGUUCACUGAAUAGUGGCAGUGUUAGUUUGGGUGCCGAACUAAACUGUAAAUCAAAUGGUUCGCUGAGCGGUGCAUCUACUACAAGCUCGACGACAGGCCUCACAACAUCAGUGACCACAGCAGCAGCAGCAGCGGCGGCGCCAGCGACAACAGCGACAUCAUCUACUGAAGCAUUAAUAAAUGGCAAUGGUACUGAUGCAACAAAUGCUGGUAAUAGCUCUACAAUAGCCGGCGCCACAGCAAGCAAUGCAUUGGCACAGGUGAAGAAGCGCAUUUCCAGCAGCCGAACACCAACACGCAAAGCGAGGCGAAUAAAAUUCUAUCGCAAUGGCGAUCGAUUCUAUACGGGUAUUACCAUUCCAGUCUCAAAUGAACGUUAUAGAUCAUUUGAGAGCCUUUUUGAAGACUUAACACGAUUAUUAGAGGAAAAUGUAAAAAUUCCAGGAGCUGUGCGUACAAUUUAUACCAUGUGUGGCAAGAAGAUCUCCACUUUGGACGAACUCGAAGACGGCCAAAGCUAUAUUUGUUCCUGUAAUAACGAGAAUUUCAAAAAAAUCGAAUACAACACCACCUCACAACCAUUAGCCAACUUGACACUCUCCAACAAGACAAACAAUCGUUUGUCCAAAGCUUAUCGUCCAUCGUCGCCGCUUAAGAAUGGUACCGGCACGUACAAUAGCGGUGGUGGCGGUGUAGCUGGGGGCGGCGCUGGCGGUAAUGGUGUAAAUGUCACCACUAAUGGCAGUCCAGUACUGAAACUAAAUGAACGCGAUAGCGUCGUACAUCCCCGUAUUGUGACGCUGAUAAGAAAUGGCACCAAACCACGGACAAUUAUGCGCCUUCUGCUGAAUAAACGCAAUAGUCCCAGCUUUGAUCAUGUACUAACCGCCAUCACACAAGUGGUACGCCUUGAUACCGGUUAUGUACGCAAAGUGUUUACGCUCUCCGGCAGUCCGGUUGUACAACUUGCCGAUUUCUUCGGUCCCGAUGACAUUUUCUUCGCCUAUGGCACAGAACGCGUUAACAAUCCAGAUGAUUUUAAGCUCGAACCUGACGAACACAAAGCCAUACAAGCGAUACGGAAAUCGUUACGUACCGCAGGAACUACUUACAAGGGCCCCAAACCGAAAAUGCCAGUAAAGAGUAAAAAUCUGAAUAGCGCCAAGCAUCAACAGAAUCAUCAACAAGAACCAUGUGAUCAGAUUGUUGAUGAAGAUUUGGCGGCGCUAAAUGAGAGCGGCAUUGAUGCAAGUGAACUGCCGGGAGUAAUACGUGAGCGUUACGCGUUAGGACAAAUUAUAGGCGAUGGUAAUUUUGCUGUUGUACUGAAGAUCAAAGAUCGGCAGAAUGGUUUGCCAUAUGCGUUGAAAAUCAUCGAUAAAAGCAAAUGUAAAGGCAAAGAGCACUAUAUCGAUGCAGAAGUGCGUGUAAUGAAGAAGUUACAACAUCCACACAUUAUUUCAUUAAUCUUGGAUGUCGAUCAGCAGUCGAAUAUGUACUUGGUGCUGGAGUACGUGAGUGGUGGUGAUCUUUUCGAUGCUAUUACGCGUGUAACACGUUUUUCUGAAAAUCAGUCACGCGUGAUGAUCAAGCAUUUGGCCUCAGCCAUGGCCUAUUUACAUUCCAUGAGCAUUGUGCAUCGUGACAUUAAACCUGAGAAUCUAUUGGUUGAGUUGGACGCCAAUGGUAGUGUAACCGAACUAAAAUUAGCUGAUUUUGGUUUGGCCUGUGAAGUGACUGAACCAUUGUAUGCAGUGUGCGGCACCCCAACUUAUGUGGCACCGGAGAUACUAUUGGAAACAGGUUACGGAUUGAAGAUCGAUGUCUGGGCAGCUGGUAUAAUACUAUACAUCCUGCUUUGCGGUUUUCCACCCUUUGUGUCGCCCGACAAUCAACAAGAGCCACUAUUCGAUGCCAUCAUUACGGGAGUAUAUGAAUUCCCCGAUCCCUAUUGGUCUGAUAUUGGCGAUGGUGUACGCGAUCUCAUUGCAAACAUGCUGCAAUCGGAUCCCGAUGUACGUUUCACUAGCGAAGAUAUACUGGAUCACUACUGGACUCUGGGUGAAUGUAUUGACUAUAGUAGUUGAAUUUGCUGCCUAGGUGGUGUGGUUGGUUGAAAACAGGGAGGGAAAACCGAAACAACAAAAGCAAGAGCAACAAGAUCACAUUGUAGGGCUAUAGCUAGUUUAGGUAGCUGCGCUUGUUUGUUUGUUUGUCGACGUAAACACAUAGGUUUAGUAUUUGGGGAUGUAGUAUUAGUACUGUGUAUUUAAUGGCUUAUUGAAAAACUAUAAUUUACGAAAAUUUAUUUAUAUGCGAAAACAAAAACUAAAAAAACGAAAUUAUUGAUGAGUUUUGUAAGCGCUGAAAAAUGUUAUUGUGGAUAAUUUUUUUUUUUUUAACUAUUCAAAUGUAACACAGUUAGCAGCGACUUAGCUAAAAAACAUGCAUAUAUAAAAUAUAGGCUUACGUACAUAUAAACACACAUGUGCAUAUGCAUAUACAAACAUAUGUAUGCUUAAGUAUUUUAUUAAAACUGUAGUAUUUAUAAUUUAUUGCUUCUUUAUAUGGCAAACCUUAAACUUAAAACACAUCUACGAAAAAUUUGGCAAACUUAUUUAGUGCACCGUUAGAAAAAGUAAAUCCACAGUUGGUAAUAAUAUUAAACGAAAAAAUAAAUUCAACCGCCUAUGAAAGGGAAAAUCAACGGAAAUGUCACAAUAUGUAUAAAAUUGUACGAAUUCGAACACUAACACAAAAAACAAAAAAGGAAAACGCUUUCGAAAGAGAAAAAACACCAAGCAAUCAACUGCUGAUACUAUUCGUAUAUAUUUUUUAUAUAAAUACUUUGCACUUUCAUUAUUAUUGGUUAUUUUAUGUUGCAGCAUUUAGCUGUUAUUGUCUCCCAACUGAUAUUUUCCUACAGAUCAAUCUAUUUUAUCCACUUUAUGUAUUAUUUUCUAUCAAAACUUUUACUACUAUUACUACUUUUAAUACUAUUGCGAUAAGGAUAGCUGUAAAAUAUUUUUUAUCUUUUAUGUCAUUCUAUUUUUUAGUUUUCAUUUUAAAUGCAAAACGAAAAAUCAAAACGAUGUCCCUUAAAAUGCUAUUUAACUACUUAUUAGAGUUUUGUAUGCAUAUUUUAUUAAAUAAUUUUUAAAUAAUAAUUUAAAACAAAAUUAUUGUAUUAUUGUUUUAUAUUUUAAAUUGAUAUUCUCCGGUAACUAAAGUAAUUUUGCUUUGCUUCGGCGAAUUGUUCGCCAAAUGUAUAAAUUAGUGAAUUAUUCUUAAAUCUAAUACAAACAGCUAACAUUUUUAAUGUAUACAUUGUGAUCAUGUGCUGUUUUAUCAUUAUAAAAACAAUUUUAAUGAUUCUACAUUUGUCAUAUUUUAUGUUUAUAUUUGAUUUCGUCGUUUAAAAACUGCAAAAAGAAAACGUAAAUUUCAAAACAAAAAACAAGUUACAUAUUAUUCGUAACUCCUUAUGGUGAAUUCAGAAACGUAUUAAUACAAAAAAAAAAUGAUAUAACUUAUUUUUAAUCAAUAGGGGAUAAUAAUAUCAACUAUGCAAAACCACAGGAAGCUGCUAAUUGCCGACUAAGUUGCGCAAGGUGAACACUUUCAUUAGCUAUGGCUUAAAAACCAAAUGGGUUGAUGAUUAAGAAGUAUUAGUGCGUUUUCGAAUUCCCUCAUAUUAUUAAUUUUUUUU
Anastrepha obliqua is the source of this 5051-nucleotide messenger RNA. Its product is annotated as serine/threonine-protein kinase GL21140. The record is from RefSeq and is a predicted model, not a curated record. Lineage: Eukaryota; Metazoa; Arthropoda; Insecta; Diptera; Tephritidae. Gene Ontology annotation, biological process: intracellular signal transduction; protein phosphorylation. The transcript has 10 exons. Gene Ontology annotation, molecular function: protein kinase activity; ATP binding. Bases 1102 to 3429 code for a protein of 775 amino acids.